Molecule: messenger RNA, 747 nt
Organism: Prunus avium (sweet cherry)
Lineage: Eukaryota; Viridiplantae; Streptophyta; Magnoliopsida; Rosales; Rosaceae
Source: RefSeq, a predicted model, not a curated record
GCAGAAUCCUUGCAAUUUGACUUGGCCACCAUUAGAGUUUCCACAGAUGACUUUUCUGAAGCAAAUAAACUUGGACAUGGGGGAUUUGGAUCUGUUUACAGGGGUAGGCUUCUCAAUGGAGAAGAUAUAGCUGUAAAAAGACUCUCCACAAAUUCUGGGCAAGGAGAUUUAGAAUUCAAAAAUGAGGUCUUAUUAGUGGCUAAACUUCAGCACCGGAAUUUAGUUAGACUCUUAGGUUUCUGCUUAGAAGGAAGUGAAAGGCUUCUUGUCUAUGAAUUUGUCCCUAAUGCAAGUCUCGAUCACAUCAUAUUUGACCCAACAAAGCGUGCACAACUAGAUUGGGUGAGGCGCUACAAAAUCAUAGUAGGCACUGCUCGAGGCCUCCUUUACCUCCACGAAGACUCUCGCCUUAAAAUUAUUCAUCGUGAUCUCAAAGCUAGUAACAUCUUGAUAGAUGCAGAAAUGAACCCCAAAAUUUCAGAUUUUGGCAUGGCAAGGUUGUUCGUGCUUGAUCAAACGCAAGGCAAUACUAGUCGGAUUGUUGGGACCUAUGGGUAUAUGGCUCCAGAGUAUGCAAUGCAUGGGUACUUUUCUAUUAAGUCCGAUGUCUACAGUUUUGGCGUGUUAGUUCUAGAGAUAGUCAGUGGACAAAAAAAUAGUGGCUUCCAGCAUGGAGAAAAUGCGGAGGAUCUUCUAAGCUUCGUAAGUGAAAAUAUAAUAUAGUUUUGGUAUCUCAAUACAAUUUAG